AUGAAGGGACGGAAAUGCAAGGCGAUGAUGUGCAGCGUCCCAGGAUCCACGAGUCAAGAGGGCCCGGGGGCGGCCAGGAUGUGCCUGGCUUGCCUGGCCACUCGCCAAGUCGGUCGUCGGUCCUAUUUUCCCUGCGCAUCGCAUCACCUGAAGAAUGACAGCUGCACGUCCAUACGAGCGAGUCGCAGGUGCGCCGACGGAGCGAAACCCUGCCGUGGUCGUCGCGGGCGUCGCAUCUCUCUGUGCGGCCGACAGGGCAGGGAUCUUGGUCGGCCGGCGAACACGGCCAGUGUCCAACAGCAUCGCAGUCGGCCGACAGACGAGCUGCUGCCCCGGUGCGCGCGCGCGCAGGCGACAUGGGGAUGCGUCGAGAGAUCUGGAGGGGAUCCCGUUCCCCUGGCUCGCGUCAACGGCGGCGCCCAAUGGCGGUUCGCAGGGUCUCCAACAUCUCAUGGUCAAGCCCACAGGGUAGAUCUGUGGGACCAGCCGCCGUUGCUUCCCCCCAAACCGCCCAGGGGUUGGCCCCCCUCAACCCCUCCAAACCCGCUGGCCGAGAGGGGGGAAUGGGGACACCAAAAGCUUCGAAAGGUGAUCCAGAAGCUUUUCUCGCCCUGGAGGCGGUGGAGUCGGCUUCCCGUGAGGAGACGCAGAUUUGGAGAAAAAGAUGGGCUGCUGCGCAGCCAUGGCCAGGACAGGACAGGACGGAGGAGACGACAGCUGUCAGCGGCACGGGAGCCCCAGCGACGGUGGUCCAACGCAGCAACCUUGAACACCGUCGACCAUCAUGCGUCCUUGCUCCCUUGCGCCGUCACUUCCGACGACAAGUCGCUGGGCGGCAAUCCCUCCGCAGCACCGCCGCGGCUCCCCCUCGCCGCUGGUCGGACCGUGGCCGAGCCAGCUGGACCAGCAGUCGGCGCUGGCGGAAGAGUAGGCGGAAGAGCAGGCAGCGGGCGAGGGAACCCUGCCGCCUUUCAGGUUGACGACGGCGAAGUACCCCGUACUUCGAGCAAGGCCGUUGCGAGAGCGCGCGUCAGUGGCCUUUGGGGGGAGGAGAGCACGGUAUCCGCGGCCGACAGGCUCUGCCUCGAGCACCUAGGGAGUGAACUGGGUGAGUGA
This is a messenger RNA of Purpureocillium lilacinum, 1116 nucleotides long. The record is from RefSeq and is a predicted model, not a curated record. Lineage: Eukaryota; Fungi; Ascomycota; Sordariomycetes; Hypocreales; Ophiocordycipitaceae.